AGCGGCCGUCGGCCUGCUGUCACAGGAGCUCCGUGACUUCCUGUAUAACCUUGUUUUACUGGGCGUGGCGUUAGGACUACAGAGUGCACAGACACUUGGGGGCCAUGAGGAGAAGUUGUUUAUGGAGGUUAGUGAAGUUCCUCACCGCUUUAGCACUGCUUUUCCUGUCUGUUCACGUCUUGUUCUCCACACCGAGUAAAGCUCCGCCGAAGCCCAGCGCUCUUCCAGCGGAGGAGUACCGCCUCCUGUCCCCUGAGACUUACCGCUACCAGCUCAAUGAGCCAGCGGUAUGCCGCCACAGAAGCCCCUUCCUGCUUCUCAUGGUCCCAGUGGCCCCUGGUGAGGCUGUGGCCAGGCAAGCCGUCAGGUCAACAUGGGGGGCUUCUGCUCCAGGCCGGGACACCUUCACUCUGUUCUAUGUGGGGCUCCCUGAGUGGGUGCGGGGCACCAGCACCCAGGCCGAGUUGGAGGAGGAGAGCAGGAGACAUGCUGACAUAAUCCAGAUGGACUUCCAGGACAGUUACCACAACCUGACCAUCAAGACCAUGAUGAUGAUGCACUGGCUGUCCACCCACUGCCCAAACGCCUCCUACGCCAUGAAGGUGGACGCUGACAUCUUUGUGAAUGUGUUCCUCCUUGUGAGGAGGCUGAGGGGCUCCCCCAGGCAGGGCUUCAUCACAGGCUCAUUGAUCAGUGACGGCCGACCCAGGAGGGACAGGAACAGCAAGUGGUAUGUGUCAGAGGGGCUGUACCCGGACGACAGCUUCCCCCCAUAUGUGUCUGGAGCUGGGUAUGUGUUCUCCGCAGACCUGGCCCCCAGGAUCUCCUGGGCCUCCAGGUUUGUCAGGAUGAUCCCACUGGAGGACGUGUACGUGGGGCUGUGUCUGCGUGUGCUGGACGUCCGGCCCGUGUACUCCCGCAGCCUGACCCUCAGGAACCUGUUUGAAAUUGGACAGCUGGAGUACGACAGGUGCACUUUUGCAAAACUGGUCAUUGUGAACGGAUUCAAGCCGGCACAGCUGCUGCAUGCGUGGCCCGACUUCUCCAGGAGCCACAGCAGCUGCUGACUGCACUUUAUUAGACUGCUGCUUCACACUAAUCCAGACAAGUGAUUAUGAGAGAGGAGAGAUAGCCAUGAGGUCCACCUACCAGGGGUAGUCAUUACAUUUGUAAUGAUCAGAAUCAGAAAAACUUUAUUUAUCCAAUAAUUGGGUUUCGUUGUUCAAUUUCAGAAUAAAAUAAAAUAAGAGGCGAUUAAAAUCGAAUAUAAACAUAACAAGAUUUUAAGUGAAUCAGACCCAUAACAGAUUUGAUUUGAAAAGGUCUAUUUCUGAUCACAAAUUUGAUGUAUCUUUUCAGAUUUUGUUAGUAUAUUUUCAUUGAAAAUCCUGGUUAGUUUAAUUCCCGGUUUCAAGGUAACAUUACUCUUUACAUAUUAUUAAGUCUGUUUCAUUCUUCAAUAACAAAAGCAGAAAUUGUGCAGCUUUAUGCUUUUCUGUCAUCAUAAACUGAAGAGAUUCAUGGUUACAUUGAUCAGGUUAGUCAUGUAAGACAAAGAAAAGCAAGAAUGCUUAUUAACUUUGUGUUGCUUGACAGGUUUCAGCUAUCAGGGAAUACAAUCAAGGCCUUACUUUAUAGAGACAAUAAAGAAUGUAGUUCUCAAAUAUUUAAUGCACGAAUCAAUCAGCAACACAUGACCACGUCUUAGUCGGUCAGUUCACGAGAACAUGCUGUUUUUUAUUCCAUUCCAAGACAAAAACAGGGUGCAAUCACGUCGGUAUGCAGGUAAUUCAUCUCACAAGCCAUAAUCAAUAUAGAUAAUGUAUCUGUAGACCUGAAGGAAACUGUUAAAGAGCAGUUGAUUCUAACUCUAAUUUAUGAAUCCAAAGUGCUGAAAGCCUCACCCUCAGAGUCCUUACACCGAAGACUAUUUAAACAUGUCUAUUUUAGUAUUGAUGCUCUUUUUCUCUAGCUAGUGCCUGCUGUAUUUAUGUUUGUGUUGUAGUUUCGCAAGACAGCCAGCAGGUGACAGUAUGUGCAAGCAGAUGUCCUUCUGUUUACCCAGUGCCUCAUGCAGAGAGAUGGUGAUCACCAUUAUGUAUACAAUGAUGGGGUUUGCCCAUUUAUUUUUGUAUAUGUUAUGUUUGACUGUUUGAUACUGCUGACUGUGAUAUGCUGUUCACCAAUAUGCCCCCUUCACUAGACAUUGACGCAAUAUUUCUUAACGCAUACUUGUUUUAAGUGAGUCAAUUUAUAAUAAACUAUCAGUGAAAUUCA
This is a messenger RNA of Notothenia coriiceps (black rockcod), 2277 nucleotides long. It is a transcript of the gene b3galt8, whose product is annotated as beta-1,3-galactosyltransferase 8. The transcript has a single exon. Lineage: Eukaryota; Metazoa; Chordata; Actinopteri; Perciformes; Nototheniidae. The record is from RefSeq and is a predicted model, not a curated record. Bases 105 to 1067 code for a protein of 320 amino acids. Gene Ontology annotation, cellular component: Golgi membrane. Gene Ontology annotation, molecular function: N-acetyl-beta-D-glucosaminide beta-(1,3)-galactosyltransferase activity. Gene Ontology annotation, biological process: protein O-linked glycosylation.